Lathyrus oleraceus (garden pea) is the source of this 2324-nucleotide messenger RNA. RefSeq names its product SCARECROW-LIKE protein 7. Lineage: Eukaryota; Viridiplantae; Streptophyta; Magnoliopsida; Fabales; Fabaceae. The transcript is spliced from 2 exons. Bases 213 to 1892 code for a protein of 559 amino acids. The record is from RefSeq and is a predicted model, not a curated record.
UUUAUUUUAUAGUCGUUCUAGGUUCUCCCUCCCCUCUCCUGCCUCUCCUCUCUCCACUUCAACUUCAACUUCAACUUCAACGGUUCAAUCACUCUUUUCUCCACUUCACUUUCACACUUCCAAUUACCCAAACCAUACAUCUCAUAAUAAUACACACUUCUCAAACUCUUUCUUUCUCAUCACUACAACACAACCUCCUCCAGAAGGUGGGAAUGGCUUACAUGUGUGCUGACAGUGGUAACCUAAUGGCUAUUGCUCAACAAGUCAUCAACCAGAAACAGCAACAAGAACAGCAAGAACAACAACAUCAUCAACAUCAUCAAAAUCUCCUAGGUAUCACUAACCCACUCUCUCUCCAUCCAUGGAACCACAACAACAACAAUAACAACAAUUCUGUUUCAUCACUUCCACCUUUAACCUUCCCACCAACCGACUUCACCGACCCCUUUCAAGUCGGGUCGGGCCCCGACAACCCCGAUCCCGCUUUCCACUUUCCUCCCCUCGACCCUCACUCCACCACCUUCCGUUUCUCCGAUUUCGAUUCCGACGACUGGAUGGACACUUUAAUGGCAGCCGCCGCGGACGUCGACGUCGGCAACACCCACAACACCCACAACACCGCAGACUUCCCUCUCAACCAGUUUUCAUCCUGCCCGACCCGACUCCCACCACCUUCGGAUCUCCUCUUACCCGCCACCGUUCCUCUCCAAAUCCCAACCCAACCUACCACCACUCCUCACAACAAAAACGACACCACCGAAACGACAUCCUCAUUACCGUCGUCCACAAACCCACUUCUAAAAUCACUAACCCAAUGCGCAACUCUCAUCGAAACCGAACCAAAUCAAGCCGUGGAAACCCUAAAUCAUCUCAAAAAAUCAAUUUCACAAAACGGAAAUCCAAUUCAGAGAGUUUCAUUCUAUUUCUCCCAAGCUUUAACCAACAAAAUCACCGCAGAAUCACAACUAUCUCCUUCAAUUUCUUCUUCAACUACAUGGGAAGAAUUAACACUUUCUUACAAAGCCCUAAAUGAUGCAUGCCCUUAUUCAAAGUUCGCUCAUUUAACUGCGAAUCAAGCGAUACUCGAAGCAACAGAAGGAUUCAGCAAUAUUCAUAUAGUUGAUUUUGGAAUUGUUCAAGGGAUUCAAUGGGCUGCACUUUUACAAGCAUUUGCAACUCGUUCUUCGGGUAAACCUAAUAGUGUAAGAAUUUCUGGUAUACCUGCUAUGGCUCUUGGAACUUCACAUGUUUCUUCAAUUUCUGCUACUGGUAAUCGAUUGUCCGAGUUUGCUAAACUUCUUGAGUUGAAUUUUGAGUUUACACCGAUUACUACGCCGAUUCAGAUGCUUAAUGAGUCUAGCUUUUGUAUUCAACCAAAUGAGGCUUUGGCUGUUAAUUUCAUGCUUCAGUUGUAUAAUCUUUUGGAUGAAACUACGAAUUCUGUGGAAACUGCGCUUCGUUUGGCGAAAUCUUUGAAUCCUAAGAUUGUUACUCUUGGUGAAUAUGAAGCUAGCUUGACGACCCGUGUUGGUUUUGUUAAACGGGUUGAAACUGCUUUUAAUUAUUUUGCUGCUUUUUUCGAGUCUUUGGAGCCAAACAUGGCGUUGGAUUCUCCAGAGAGGUUUCAGGUGGAGAGUCUUUUGCUUGGUAGGAGAAUUGAUGGUGUGAUUGGUGUGAGGGAGAGGAUGGAGGAUAAAGAACAGUGGAAAGUUUUGAUGGAAAGUUGUGGUUUUGAAUCUGUUAGUUUGAGUCAUUAUGCAAUUAGUCAAGCUAAGAUACUUUUGUGGAAUUAUAGUUAUAGUUCUUUAUAUUCUCUUGUUGAAUCUCAACCUGGCUUUUUGUCUUUGGCUUGGAAAGAUGUUCCUCUCUUGACUGUUUCUUCUUGGCGUUGAUUCCAUGAAAUGGAUUUUGGACUCAAAUUUGGAAACGGGUUUCUUCCACCUAGUCUUUUUUCUCUGGUGUGGAACAACUACAACUGUCUAUAUGCCGUUGAGGAUCAUGCUAGGAAGGAAGUUCUUCAAUUUAUGAUGUUUUGCUUGGUGAAGAAGGUAUGCAGAUUGGAUGUGUUUGUUAUCAGCACUUAGCACUGCACUACAAGAUUUUGGGAUCAUUAAAUCAAGUUAUGUUUUGGGCUGUAUUUUUAGCAGUUUGGUCUUAGUUUCCAUUAAUUUUCCUGUUUCUUUUUGGGUAGCAUAAUCUUUGCUAUAGUUGUAGAUGAAGGUAAUGCUUUCUUUCAUGUUUUGCUAGUAUUGUAACUCUGUAAAUUUGAUUAUGUUGUUUGGGGUUUAAAUUUGUCUAAAUAUCAAAAAGGUUAUUUUACUUUA